This is a messenger RNA of Astyanax mexicanus (Mexican tetra), 2852 nucleotides long. Its product is annotated as atrial natriuretic peptide receptor 2. The record is from RefSeq and is a predicted model, not a curated record. The transcript is spliced from 23 exons. Gene Ontology annotation, biological process: cGMP biosynthetic process; receptor guanylyl cyclase signaling pathway; intracellular signal transduction. Gene Ontology annotation, molecular function: peptide receptor activity; guanylate cyclase activity; protein kinase activity. NCBI's taxonomy places the organism in Eukaryota, Metazoa, Chordata, Actinopteri, Characiformes, Acestrorhamphidae. Bases 37 to 2562 code for a protein of 841 amino acids.
UCUGGACCAAACAGCCGCACUGACCAGGUGUUUCUUAUGGCUCUGAGCUGCAGCCUGUUUUUCUCAUUCCUUCUGGCUUCCUUCCUGAUUCUGGAAGUUAAAGGUUGGCAUGACUUGGAUAAUGCUGAAUAUGACUGCUGGCCAAUAACAGACCCAAAUGAUUACAACAUGAUCAGCUGUGGUGGGUUAGAGAUGGCCUGGGUGCAUCGUCCUCCAGAGAAAGUCACAGACGGGGAGGAGUUUAAUGUUACCUAUUCUGUCACCGCCUCAGACUCCUUUUAUGAAUAUGCAGUCAGGAACAGGAUUUUCCAGUUCAGUAAUGCCUCUGAAGCGAAGAGAUUUUGCUACGAACAUGAGUGUCCCUCCAACUGGAACAAUGCUAAUGAACACAACUGCUGCGUCUACCAUGCCAACAUUCACUCCUGUCCACUUGCACUUAUGAGAGGUGGAGGGAUUUGUGGUCCUUGGAUCCCAGACGACGGUGAGAUUGUGACCCACACUGUGUCUAAAGCAGGCAAGAUGAGUCAACUGCUGUGGACCUCAAAGGUGGUGCUUGUCCAUUUAGGACUGACAUCUGUCAUUGCUCAUAUCAAAGUGGGGCAGAUGCACGCUGCCCUCGAGUCCAAAGUGCUUGUGGUCAGUGCUCAAGUGUGUGGAGAUGACAUCUGUGAGAUGGAUGAGAGUUGUUUGACAUGCCCUGCAGACUGUGGAGUGUGUCCUAUGGCCAUGACCAUCAAGGUGGCCAUUGGUCUACCAGUGGCCUUGUUCUGUAGUGGCUUCAUCUUAACUGUGGUGUGGCUGCAGUACCAAAAGCAGAAGAUGUUUUGGGACGAGAGCUGGAUCAUCAAUUAUAACAACAUACUGUUCGGAAAAGUGUGCUACAUGGGCUUCUGCAGCACCACAAGUCUCCAACAAGUGAAAAGCUCCUCUAGCGUCAGCCGGUCCACAGACGUGACUGUGUGCACAGUGGUGAACACCAACUUCAAAUCAGGCUUCAUUCAGCCUGGCAUCUAUGACGGAAGGACAGUAGCUGUGAAACAUAUCCAGAAGAAGCACUUCACUCUCUCCAAAACAAUCCGGAAAGAGAUCAGAGAGGUCAGGGAGCUAGAUCAUCCAAACCUGGCAAAGUUCAUUGGAGGCUCUAUUGAGGUCCCCUUCAUUAGCAUCGUCACAGAGUAUUGUCCUAAAGGAAGCCUUGCCGAUGUGCUGCUGAAUGAAGAUAUCCCAAUCAACUGGGGCUUUCGCUUAUCUUUUGCCACAGAUAUUGCUCGUGGGAUGGCUUACUUGCAUCAGCACAAAGUGUUCCAUGGGAGGCUUCACUCCCGCAACUGUGUUGUUGAUGACCGAUGGGUCUGCAAAAUAUCAGACUAUGGUCUUAUGGCCUACAGGAAAGAGGACUCUGAAGCACUUAGUGGCACUUUCUAUUGUGAAAACAUCUGCCGAAUAUACUGUGCCCCUGAGGUUUUGCUGGGCAGCACAAGCAGCACCACAGCUGCAGCUGAUGUGUACAGUUAUUCCAUUAUCUUAGUGGAGAUAGCCACACGCAGUGACCUAAUUUCAGAGCAGACUGAGCCUAUGAAGCUGGACGUCAUGUGGCGUCCUCCUCUUCCUGAACUGAAAGCUGGAAAAUCAGACAGCGACUGCCCCAACCAAGCAGAGUACUGUGAGCUUAUCAAGAAGUGCUGGUCCCACAAUGUCACCACCAGGCCGACAUUCGAGCAGGUGAAAAAAAUGCUGGAGAAAAUGAACCCGCAUAAAGUCAGUCCUGUUGAUAUGAUGAUGAACCUGAUGGAAAAGUACAGUAAGCAUCUGGAGGCUAUAGUGGCUGAGAGGACACAGGAUCUUCUUCAGGAGAAGCAGAAGACAGAUCGCUUGCUUUAUAGUAUGCUGCCUAAACCUGUGGCUGAUGAUCUUAGACAAGGACGUACAGCAGAAGCACAGAGCUACUCCAAUGCCACUGUAUAUUUCAGUGACAUAGUAGGUUUUACCCAGCUCUCGGGCUCCAGCACCCCCCACCAAGUCGUGGAUUUCCUCAAUAAGCUUUACACGACCUUUGAUGACAUCAUUGACAACUAUGACGUCUACAAAGUGGAGACUAUUGGGGAUGCUUAUAUGGUAGUGUCUGGUGUACCAAACGAGAACGGCAUCAAUCACGCGGGUGAGAUUGCCAGCAUGGCUCUGGAUCUGGUCAGUGUUUGCCAUGCAUUUAAAAUCCCACACAAGCCCACCACCCAGCUGAAGAUACGGGCUGGAAUACAUUCAGGUCCUGUGGUGGCUGGAGUGGUCGGCACUAAAAUGCCACGUUACUGUUUGUUUGGAGACACUGUGAACACAGCAUCCCGCAUGGAGUCUACCAGUGAAGCUUUAAAGAUUCAGUGCAGUGAAUCCACAGCUGAUCUCCUCCACACUCUUGGGGGAUACGUUCUGCUCUGUCGUGGCAGUCUAAAUGUGAAGGGCAAAGGUGAGAUGACAACUUGGUGGCUGGAGACUAAAAAAAGCCCUAUGGAUCAUUUCCUUCAAGAUGAAGAGCCACAGUGUGGUCCUGUCCCAGUUAGCAGCUAACACCACUGUCUAGAGAAUAUGCCUACCUUCCUGUCCUGAUCGUUGUAUUGAUAAGUGUAUCAUGCAAAAUGAAAUCUAACAUCGCAACAUUGGCAAAAUAAUUGCUUUUUCGGACGCUAUUCAUUCUGUGAUGUGGCAUAAAUUAUUGUGCAUUUGUAUUUAUUAUGCUUUUAUUGUUACCUUCUGAAAUUAUGCAUAGCUCAAGAUUAAUCACUCCAGGAUUUCAAGACUUGCUGAUGUAAUUUGUAAAUAUCUGUGUUUAAUAAUUAAUAAACUGUGUAUUAUGUGAA